AUGCGAGGAAUCUUAUCUAAUUUGAAAAAAAUAUUCGUAAGUAAUGCGAAGCGAUAUUUUCGCACGAGCUAUCGUUUAUGUGAUGAAAAUAGUACGGAUAAUGACGAUAUCGGUAACCCUUUUUGUCUCAAACCGAUCGAAUAUGAGAGCCAUACCUUGAGGAAACAUGACAAUUUAAAGCGUCAACGUCUUUAUGAGUUCGGCUUGUAUGUUGCCGCUUGCAUGCCUAAAUACGUACAAAAGAUCCAAAUGCAGCACACUGACGAGCUGGAAAUUUUGAUUGCGCCUGAAGGCUUUCAUCCCGUUCUAACAUUCAUGGCUUAUCAUCAGAAUGCUUGCUUUAAUCAAUGCUCUUUGGCGACUGCGAUCGAUGUGCCGAGUAGAGAAUAUAGAUUCGAAGUAGUAUAUAAUCUCCUCAGCUUACGAUACGGCGAGCGUGCAAGGGUAAAAACCUAUACAGAUGAAGUCACUCCUUUGCAUUCGGCUGUUAGCUUGUGGGGUAAUUGUAACUGGUUGGAGAGAGAAAUGUAUGACAUGUUCGGAAUCAUUUUCACUAACCACCCAGAUCUACGAAGAAUUUUAACGGAUUACGGCUUUCAAGGGCAUCCUCUCAGGAAAGACUUCCCGCUUACUGGUUACACAGAAGUAAGAUAUGAUGACGAACUGAAAAAAAUAGUAUACGAACCGGUAGAAUUCGCUCAGGAGAUGCGUGAUUUUCAACUUCAAUCUCCGUGGAGUUAUUUGAAAAACUUCCACGAAGGAUAUAAUAAUCCUCCAACUGAAAAAAAGAAAUAG
Messenger RNA from Melitaea cinxia (Glanville fritillary), 795 nucleotides. RefSeq names its product NADH dehydrogenase [ubiquinone] iron-sulfur protein 3, mitochondrial-like. The record is from RefSeq and is a predicted model, not a curated record. Gene Ontology annotation, molecular function: NADH dehydrogenase (ubiquinone) activity. Lineage: Eukaryota; Metazoa; Arthropoda; Insecta; Lepidoptera; Nymphalidae. Bases 1 to 795 code for a protein of 264 amino acids. The transcript has a single exon.